This is a messenger RNA of Trichophyton rubrum CBS 118892, 2080 nucleotides long. RefSeq lists its product as uncharacterized. Gene Ontology annotation, molecular function: oxidoreductase activity; zinc ion binding. The record is from RefSeq and is a predicted model, not a curated record. Gene Ontology annotation, cellular component: mitochondrion. The transcript has a single exon. Lineage: Eukaryota; Fungi; Ascomycota; Eurotiomycetes; Onygenales; Arthrodermataceae. The coding region runs from base 412 to 1467 and encodes 351 amino acids.
CGGCGCUGGCCGGAGUCGGAGAGCUGGUCAUGCUGUCUUAGGCGUCAUGGUCUCCCCUAUCAACUUCAGUCUUACAGCAUCAUGCCGUGUUGGGUACGUUCAUCUUCCUGUAGUCAAUAUCACUUCCCUAACACCAGGCCACUCCUACGUUGGUCGUCGUCCAACAACAGUUGGUCUGCCGAGAAGCAGAAAGCCGUGGACCUCGGCACAACCCCGGGUCUCGAUAACAAACCUCCGCUACAGCCUCGUCUCCUUGGUUAAUGCACGAUAUUUAAUUAUCAUUCGCAGGAGACAUUCCAAAGAUAUAUAGCUAUAUCGCAGGCCUGGCAUAUAACGUACAAUAAGCCCCGGCCAGGAUGCGCGCGAUUCAAGUCCAGGAAUACGUCAAGGUAUGACCCGAGUACAUGCAGGAUGACAGGACUUGCUCAGCUUGCUAACCACCACAAACCCACACAACAGGGUCCGCUGGACCUGGUAGUGUCGAUUCUUCCCACGCCGCCUCCAAGCCCAGAUAAGUACCUGAUCAGAAUACAUGCCGCAGGAACCAAUUUCUUCGACCUGCUUCAGAUACGAGGCAAAUACCAGCAUCAACCACCACUUCCGUGGAUUUCGGGUACCGAAUUCGCUGGAGUUGUCCUCAGCACCCCCACGGCCAGCAAGAAUCCUCGAUUUGGCGUUGGGGAUCGAGUGUUUGGUGCCACUCAGGGCGCAUAUGCCACCCAUAUCCUCACUGGAGAAGCCUCGCUAUUCCCAAUACCACAAGGUUGGAGCUUUGAAGAUGCCGCAGGUCUAUUUGUUACAGCUCCUACCUCGUACGGUGGGCUAGUCUACAGGGCAAACGUACAGAAGGGAGAUUGGGUCCUUGUCCAUGCCGCGGCCGGCGGUGUAGGACUCGCCGCAGUUCAAGUAGCCAAGGCUAAAGGAGCUACGGUAAUCGCGACGGCAGGCACUGAGAGAAAGAGACAAAUAGCGCGGGGCUUUGGAGCCGAUUAUACGAUUGACUACAGAGACCCAAAUUGGCCCGAUGCGGUAAAGAAACUAUGUGCUGAGAACAGGAGCGGAAACGGCAAGGCUGGUGUGGAUAUUGUGUGCGAUCCAGUCGGUAUGAUUGAGCAGAGCCUGAAAUGCGUCGCAUGGAAUGCUCGACUCCUGGUCAUCGGGUUUGCGGCUGGACAGAUCGAGAAGGUUGCUCUCAACAGGGUGUUAUUGAAAAAUGUGAGCAUCGUCGGCUUGCAUUGGGGUCAGUAUGCCUCCUUUGAGAAAGAGACGGUGCAAUACGUGUGGAACGGGAUAUUUGACCUAAUCAAAGAGGGCAAGUUCAAGGGCACUAGCUUCACCGAUGAGAGGUUUGUUGGCUUAGAGUCUGUUCCCAACGCACUGCGGGCGCUUGAAGGGCGGCAAACUUGGGGUAAGGUCGUUGCACAGAUUCCCGAGGAUGAGGGUGCAGGCCAACCUAGUAAACUCUGAACUAGCUGGCAGCCGAUACAGACAAGGCAUCUAGAUAGUUUGGGCAGACAUAAGAAUCAUAAAUACAGAUAUGUAGGUGCGCAAGGAGUCAUGCUCUCUGUGGAAAAUCUCCCGACUGGGAACAGAGAACAGCAUGAACUAUGAAGGCCCUGUUUGUAAACUUGAUGUUGCAAUCUGAGAAUUGUCGCGAAAAGACAGGCAAAGUGUCUCUCUCAAACCAUCUCGGGAGACCCAACUCCAGCCAUGCACUGACACAAGACGUGACAAGAUGCGGGCCGUCUUCAUAACGAAAGUCCGUGGAUCUUCCUAUAUCGGGUGGGACAGUUGGGCUUGAGGAUUGCGGUGAGAAGAGUCGGUGUUUGAUAGGAUCGUUUACGAAGAAGAAUCGAGACUGGAGAGAGGAACAGCAACGCAUUGUCAAAGCGUUCGUACGGAUUGCCAAUAUGCGGGGCGUUAGGUUGGGUCCUAUACAGUUAGCAUCAUCAUCAGGCAGAGUCCCAAGCAGGCUGUGCCAGCGCAAACGCAGUCUGUUCGCUAAUAAUGUUUCUCCCCUUCGUCGUCGUCGUUUUUGCUUGAGGUCAAAAAUAAGAAAUUUCUAAUCUUUAUUUGUAUA